AUGCCAGGCAUGUACUUUUUGCUGGCCGUGGUGGCCCUGCUAACAGGCUGCAUACGCCUAGUAUCCAUAGGCCGGAGGCCAAAGGGCUAUCCGCCGGGCCCUCCUACGUUGCCAGUGUUGGGCAAUCUUCACCAGAUGCCGACCCGAGAUGCUCACUUACAAUUUGAAAAAUGGGCGCGCGAAUACGGUCCAGUAUACAGCUUGAUGCUCGGCACCCAGGUGCUAAUCGUGUUGUCAAGUGACGAAGCUGUGAAAGAGCUUCUUGACAGACGAAGUGGCAUAUACUCGGACAGACUGGACAUGUAUAUCGGUCAGACCUUGUGCAGCGGAGGCUUGAGGAUGCUUAUGAUGGGAUAUGGACCAGUAUGGAGAGGUUUCCGUAAAAUGAUCCAUGGCCUUCUCAACGUCAACAUAUCCAAAUCUUAUAUUCCAUACCAGAUGCUCGAGAACAAACAGAUGCUGUACCAACUCCUUGAGCAGCCCAACGAUUUUCUCAAGCACAUUAGGAGGUACUCGAAUGCUUUGACGACCACCAUGGUGUUUGGGUGGAGGACGCCCACGUACGAAGACGCCAACAUGAAGCAGCUCUUUGAGGGAUUUUCCGAGUUUGCCGAGAUCAACCAGACUGGUGCUGCUGGGUUGGUCGAUUUCUACCCCGACCUUCGGAACUUGCCCGACUUCCUGCUGCCGACGCAGAAGAAAGCCAAGACCCUUCACAAACAUGAGAAGGCUCUAUACUUGAAACACUGGCUGAAUGCGAAGGCUGAUAUCGAGAAUGGGGAUAUCAAGCCAUGCUUCUGCGUGGGUAUGGCAGAUGCUCAAAAGGCCGAGGGCUUCAGUGACGACCAAGCAGCGUACAUAUGUGGGACACUUCUUGAAGCAGGUUCGGACACGACCUCAAGCACAUUGUACGGCUUCAUUCAAGCCAUGGUCCUAUGUCCGGAAGUACAGAAGAAGGCGCAGGAGGAGAUUGACAAGGCCGUCGGCAACCGCUUGCCUACGAUGGACGACGAAUCGAUCCUCCCGUUUGUCCGUGCCUGUAUGAAGGAGACACUUCGUUGGAUGCCGACCACGAUCUUGGGAGCUGUGCCACAUGCAGUGACCAAGGAUGAUGAGUACAUGGGCUACCUCAUUCCUAAGGGUGCUGGAGUCAUGAACAAUGUCUGGGCGAUUCAUAUGGAUCCCAAUCGCCAUCCCAACCCGCGGGAGUUCGUUCCCGAGCGAUACAUUGACGAUACACAGAGUCUCUACGACUCGGCUGCUAACGCCGAUGCCAGCAAGCGAGAUGUCUUCACAUUUGGAGCCGGGCGGCGAAUCUGUCAAGGCAUGCAUGUGGCCGAGCGCAGCUUGUUCCUCGGUAUAUCGCGGAUCUUGUGGGCAUUCAACAUCGAGCCCGCCGUGGACGCCGAAGGGAACAAGGUCCUGCCGGACCCGGAAAAGUUGACACAGGGGUUCGUGUGCAUGCCAGAAGAGUUCCAGGCAAAAAUCACUCCGAGAUCCCCAGAACGGGCGACAAUCGUCAGGGAAGAGUGGCACAAAGCCGAGAAUGAGUGCCUGGAUCCACAGACCAAGCAGUGGGUGAGCCAGGCGCGCCCUUAG
Messenger RNA from Fonsecaea multimorphosa CBS 102226, 1599 nucleotides. RefSeq lists its product as uncharacterized. The transcript is spliced from 4 exons. The coding region runs from base 1 to 1599 and encodes 532 amino acids. Gene Ontology annotation, molecular function: iron ion binding; monooxygenase activity; heme binding. Lineage: Eukaryota; Fungi; Ascomycota; Eurotiomycetes; Chaetothyriales; Herpotrichiellaceae. The record is from RefSeq and is a predicted model, not a curated record.